GAAUCAAAACCCUUUCCGAUUGACUUAGUGCCGAAUAGCAAAAUAUCCCCUACCGCAAAAGUACACGAACGCUUAGUUGAAGCGGACCGCACCACGCCUUCAGCCGUAGUACGAAAUACGCCUAAGAAGUCGAAGCAGGAGCACCUUGAAUUUGCGUAGGCACAGCACCCGUGCCAAGGUUUUUGUAGACAAGAUGAUGGACUACAAUCCCAGCGAAUCUUGGCCAUUUCCUAUUUUGGCACAGUUCAUAGAAAUCCGGGAGAAACGAGGCUUUCAUCAAAUAUACACGAACGGGUUCAUAAGAACUUCUGACUACGAAAUUGAGCUUCCAAAAUAUUAUUACAAUGGCUGGACAGCUCGUGUUUUCAUGCGCAGGUCAAAGGAGCUACCGAGUGUUUCCAUCGAGAUAGUAUAUAACUCGGGGUGGUACUGCAAGACUCUAAUUAAGGACAGUGAAAACGCCAUACGUACCAGUACAAGUGGUAAUGAACCUGAUAACCAUGCGGCAAUGGGCCCCGAAGCAAACGCAGGAUCCAUUUAUUCAAUGGGUAUUCGAUUAGUGAAGGACUUUUACUUAAUGAGUGUAGCAAACGAAGCGAGUGGCACCCCGCAGAGUAUGAAAACAUCCCUAAAAGGCUAUAGAUAUGACUUCAAGAUUUCGUCAAGAACAGAUGUUAUAUUAUCAGUGCAUAUGAGUGAAGAAAUAGAAAACAACUACGUAAGCCUGCCACGGUAUUUCGACCUACUUGACACUAAGCAUCCUCCUGGCUCCAGCAUAGUUGCCCUCGUCAAGUGCACAGAUCCGGGGGCCGAGACAACAUUCUAUCUUGACAAUGAUUCCAAGCGUCCCGAAGAUUCGAACGAUACCAAAGACUUAGCACCUGUCAAAUUCAAAACUGUUCAUGACCUUAAAAAAGAUCAGGAAUUUUAUGUGUAUGUCCGGAACUUGCCGCACCGCUACACGGUGGCUACAAGUUUCUCCCCUGAACCGCGCCCGAUAGACCAUAAGGCGGGAAAGGACCAUAUAUAUUUUUAUAACUCAGAAAACUGCACUACUGUAAGUUUGAUCCAGGUUCGCUGGCCGCUCGGCUGCAUUUGUCAAACCAGGGAGCAGAGCCCGCUGAAUUGUGCCGUGUUUACGAAGCGGUCUAUUUCUGCGACGUUGACCUUGCCAACUUCUAUUCAUUUUUUGAAGCGCUGGGACAUCGCCCGCGCACGACAGCGCCAAGCAAUCAUAAUGAGAACUUUUUAUGUAGGAAAGUGUUGUUGCUAAAUAAAUACCAGUCUUCG
Dermacentor albipictus is the source of this 1290-nucleotide messenger RNA. RefSeq lists its product as uncharacterized. NCBI's taxonomy places the organism in Eukaryota, Metazoa, Arthropoda, Arachnida, Ixodida, Ixodidae. The record is from RefSeq and is a predicted model, not a curated record.